GUGUACUGUUGCUGGGCUUUGUAAUUCUGCUAGAAUUGAUAUUCUGCUGAAGCAAGCAGCCCUCCCUCACACUUCACAGGUUGUUGGGUGUUCAGUCUGUGAAUCUCAGAUUGAGCAAUUUAGAUCUAGGAUAACCAGCCUGCCUACUAGCCAGAUUGAGAUGAAACUGCUGGAGGUUUGUGGGUAUAUGGGCAGCUACAGUGAGUCCUGUAUGUACACUGUUUCUACAGAACUAAAGUCGAUCAUCAAACUCAUUAAAAGUGGAUUGACACCUUCUCUUUGCAGUCAGAAAGAUGUGUGCAAGCAAUUGGAUUUAGUGAAUAACUCUGUCCGAGGAGAAAUUCAGUGUGAGUUUUGUGAAAAGGUUGUCAAACACUGGAUUGACGUUUACGCUUCGAAUUCCUCUAUCCAGGAGUUCAAGCAGCUUUUAGAUGGAAUAUGUGACAAGCUUGAUUCUAAGAAUUCUGCACAUUGCAAGCAUAUCGUCGACGAUUUCUACAUUCCCCUCUUUGAGUAUAUAAGAACAUUGAACCCUGAACUAGCAUGUGCUACUGUAGGACUCUGUGGUAAUUCAGGAUUCCUUGUUCCUGAUUCUAGUAUUCCUAUCACCAGUUUAUUUACACCUAAUCAGGUAAUAAAGUUCUUUUGA
This is a messenger RNA of Eurytemora carolleeae, 649 nucleotides long. RefSeq lists its product as uncharacterized. The coding region runs from base 161 to 649 and encodes 162 amino acids. The record is from RefSeq and is a predicted model, not a curated record. NCBI's taxonomy places the organism in Eukaryota, Metazoa, Arthropoda, Copepoda, Calanoida, Temoridae. The transcript has 10 exons. Gene Ontology annotation, biological process: lipid metabolic process.